AUGCCGAUGCAAUUUGCCUCAGAACAGCGUGAUGUUAAGAAAAGAAAAAUUGGACGCCCACAAGGCAAAGAAAAAAAUGACGCUUUUCUCAAAGUGGCGAGAUUUCUUCAGGAAAAUGACGUCGAGCAAAUAACUGUUGUUGAUUUAGUUGAAAAAAUGGAAGAGUAUCUCGGUGACUCAGCCAGUACCGCAUACAGCUGUACGCACAUGAAGGCGAGGUUACAGGAACACUUCGGUGACCAAAUCAUUAUAACCGAAAUCAAUCGAAAGCAAAAUGUUGUAACAUUUAGAAGCACUGUGGCCAAUAUUCUACAUGACUUUCAUGCACAGCCAAAGAAUGUUGAUCUGGAAACAGAAAAGCUGAAUAUAAUCCGAACCGCUUUGAGGCUGAUCAAGAGCGACAUAAAAUUGAUUAAAACAUCAAAUGAUAUCUACCCUUUGAUCGAAACAGAAGCUGAGAUGAACGCAAACUUUCUACCCCAGACACUGAAGCUUUUGCUAGAGGGUAUCCUGGCUAGUAAAGAUGACGUGAAGGUAGCAUCGAUUGGACAGGCCAUCAUCCAAGCUGCGCAACCUCAAGUGAUUCUAGCGCCUUUACAAGUUGGUUUAUCGGUACAGCUCCAUCAUCACUUCACCUCACGUUUUCUGAUAGAUACUCUCCAUCGCCUUGGCUUUUGUUCUUCUUACCAAGAAGCACAGCUUUUUAACCAGAAUGCAGCCCUGGACCAGGGAACUGAUAUCCCAGAUUAUAAUGGAGAGUUUGUACAGUACAUAGCGGACAAUGUCGACCAUAAUGUACAAAUCCUUGACGGUAACGACACCUUUCAUGGCAUGUGCAUGAUUGCUACUGUUACCCCUGGCACUAAACCAUCUAGUUGUGUCCCGAGACGAAAAGUUAGUCCCCAAAAUAUCUCAGCAUCAGGAAAAGUUGACAUCCAUCCGCCAUCUGAGCCAGGACUAGCACAAGCAGAAAUAAAGUACAAUGACAUAGUGGUUGCAAGAGCACUAGAUCCCACAGCGAAUUUGGACGUACUAUGGAAGACGUCUCUGCUGUUUAACACUAUGCGUCCAGCUUGGGCUGGAAUGAUGCAGGUUAUCCACCAGGGUAACCACAAAGGGAAGUCAUCUAUAACCUAUGAUCGAUAUGAACCCAAGUGA
Porites evermanni is the source of this 1158-nucleotide messenger RNA. The record is from the annotation of a GenBank genome assembly. Lineage: Eukaryota; Metazoa; Cnidaria; Anthozoa; Scleractinia; Poritidae.